AUGGUCGACACUGCCAGAGUGAAGAGCAAAAACGAUGCGGUGCAGGUUACCGUGGACUCCGCAGAGAACGCGAGGAAGGAUCUCAAGAUGCAGCUGUCCAAAGCGCAGCAGGAGGUUGCCGUUUUUUCGGGAUGUUGCUUGGGUUUUGUUGGUGGCGCAGGGCUUCCGGUUGCGGGCUCCGGCUCCCAGAAGCAUCUACGGGCAGAUGUGGAGGACUCGGACUUAAAGUUCAAACGUGCUGCCAUGUUCGAGUUCGAUGAGCUGGAAGCCGUUACUCUGGCAAGCUUGUCUCGAGCUGCGGCUCUUCCUCACCAGGCAGUGGCUGUUUUCGGCGCUGGCUCAGAGGAGGUCAAUGGGCUCUAUCUGGACACCGGAGUCCAAGCACACGGGGCGCCGAUCUUCAGGCACACGGAGCACGGUCGAACAUUGCUGGCGCGCGAGCCUCACGGUAACCGCAUCGGCUGGCUCAUCGGAGUUGACAGAUGCCCGUACUACGGCAUUCGGACGGAUGACACACGCUGUCCGGCCAAGGGCUGGCGUGCGUUCAAGGGCGAGGGCCCUGCCCCGCGCGUCGAAGGCCGCGCUGACCUCGCUGAGGCCUCGCUAUGUCUGGCGCAGGCGUACUGCGACGAAGCAGAGGCCUUGAGUGACCAGGGCCGCUUCCGUGUGGCCGCAGAGGUCUUGGACGGUGCUCUGUCUGUGCCGGUCCUCCAGGCGCCCCGUGCGGCCGAGAUCCACGGCCGGCGCGCGAAGGCCUUCCGCCAGCUGGCGGAGAGCAAGAAGAAGGUCAGGCAGGAGGGUGAAGAUGACCACGAUGCAGAGGAGGCACUCCGCAAUCAGAAGAGCUUCUGUGCCCGUAUUGUGGACAUUGCUAACACCGGCGCCGCAGAUGAGGUGAAGAAGCUAGUGAAGGAGAUCGAGGAACGGACAUGUCUGGAGUGGCCGGAUAUUGCCGAUGCGGUGGAGAAAAUCAAGUACGACGAGACUUGGGCCUACACGAAGAGGGAAGAUGGCACCUGGGGCACGUGGAAUGGCCCAACAUCUUUGUGA
This is a messenger RNA of Symbiodinium sp. CCMP2456, 1050 nucleotides long. Lineage: Eukaryota; Dinophyceae; Suessiales; Symbiodiniaceae. The record is from the annotation of a GenBank genome assembly.